This is a messenger RNA of Dermatophagoides farinae (American house dust mite), 372 nucleotides long. Its product is annotated as enolase-phosphatase E1. The record is from RefSeq and is a predicted model, not a curated record. Lineage: Eukaryota; Metazoa; Arthropoda; Arachnida; Sarcoptiformes; Pyroglyphidae. Gene Ontology annotation, molecular function: acireductone synthase activity.
AUGAAUAUUCAAUUGGCAAUAUUAUCAUUAACGAUGAAUAAUGAUGUAUGUAGAUUGAUACUGACAUCAACAAAUGAUGGUAAUAUUUCGGAAAUGUUUGAUUAUUAUUUUGAUGAACAAACAAUUGAUGGCCAUUAUCGGCAAACAGAAUUACAAUUUUAUCAACAAAUAAUGCAAUCAAUGAACAUUUCCAUUGGAAAUGAAAUUCUAUUAAUCAGUAAUUAUGGACGAGAUUUAAAAAUGGCCAAAGAAAAUGGCAAUUUUCAAACAUUGUUAUUAUUACGACCAUUGGUUAAUCAGCAACCACCAAGAUCAUAUUAUUUGAUUCGUUUUGCUCAUACCGAUAGCCUUGGACGAAUUGAAUUUGUUUAA